Messenger RNA from Stegastes partitus (bicolor damselfish), 4788 nucleotides. RefSeq names its product sodium/hydrogen exchanger 6-like. The transcript is spliced from 16 exons. Gene Ontology annotation, biological process: regulation of intracellular pH; sodium ion import across plasma membrane; proton transmembrane transport. Gene Ontology annotation, cellular component: recycling endosome; plasma membrane. Gene Ontology annotation, molecular function: potassium:proton antiporter activity; sodium:proton antiporter activity. The record is from RefSeq and is a predicted model, not a curated record. Lineage: Eukaryota; Metazoa; Chordata; Actinopteri; Pomacentridae. Bases 88 to 2205 code for a protein of 705 amino acids.
UUACGCUGCUCCAGCCGAGCCGCAGUUUCUCAGCAAAAAACCGACGCGAAUCAAACGACAAAUGUAACUGCUUCACCCGAGGCCACAAUGGGAUUUACACUGAGACGCUUUCUUGGUGGUAAACCGUCGAAAGCACCCCUGCUGCUGCCUUUCCUGCUCACGUUGCUGCUCGUCGGGAGCCGAGGCGACAGCAAUGCGAUGGACAACGUCGCAACUGAGAGGAUGGCUGAGGAAAGCCACCGACAGGACAGUGCCAAUCUGCUUAUAUUCAUAAUGCUCCUGACGCUCACCAUUUUAACCAUAUGGCUCUUCAAACACCGCAGAUUUAGGUUCCUGCACGAAACUGGACUGGCCAUGAUCUAUGGCCUGUUGGUGGGUGUGAUCCUGCGGUUUGGCAUCCACGUGCCCCAAAGUAUGAGCGACGUGAUCCUCAGCUGCGCCGUCAACGCCAGUCCUGCCACUCUGCUGGUCAAUGUCAGCGGGCGCUUCUACGAGUACACUCUGAAGGGCGAGGUCAGCCGCGGCAAAGGUCACCAAGUGCAGGACGAUGAGAUGCUGAGAAAGGUAACCUUUGACCCAGAAGUGUUUUUCAACAUUUUACUGCCUCCCAUCAUCUUCCAUGCGGGUUACAGUCUGAAAAGGAGACAUUUUUUCAGAAACAUCGGCUCGAUCCUGGCUUAUGCUUUCAUGGGAACAGUUAUAUCCUGCUUUGUUAUUGGACUCAUCAUGUAUGGCUUUGUGUCCUUCAUGAAAGUCGUGGGCCAGCUUGGAGGAGAUUUUUACUUUACCGACUGCCUCUUCUUUGGGGCCAUUGUUUCAGCAACAGACCCUGUGACAGUGCUGGCUAUCUUCAAUGAGCUAAAAGUAGACGUUGACCUGUAUGCUUUACUGUUUGGGGAGAGUGUCCUCAACGAUGCUGUGGCCAUCGUCCUCUCCUCCUCCAUUGUGGCGUACCAGCCUGCAGGUGACAACAGCCACAGUUUCGAAGCCAUGGCUAUGUUGAAAUCGUUCGGCAUCUUCCUGGGCGUCUUUAGCGGAUCUUUUGCUCUUGGAGUUGCUACCGGAGUAAUGACUGCUUUCGUGACCAAGUUCACUAAGCUGAGAGACUUCCCCUUGCUGGAGACGGCUCUCUUUUUCCUGAUGUCCUGGAGCACCUUUCUGUUGGCUGAGGCCUGCGGCUUCACAGGUGUAGUAGCUGUGCUGUUCUGUGGAAUCACUCAGGCCCACUACACCUAUAACAACCUCUCACCUGAAUCACAGGACAGGACCAAACAGCUGUUUGAGCUGCUGAACUUCCUGGCCGAGAACUUCAUCUUCUCCUACAUGGGCCUGACUCUCUUCUCCUUCCAGUCACACGUCUUCAACCCUUUGUUCAUCAUUGGAGCCUUUGUGGCGGUGUUUCUUGGCAGGGCUGCAAACAUCUACCCCUUGUCCUUCCUCCUCAACCUGGGCCGCAAAAACAAGAUCGGAUCCAACUUUCAGCACGUUAUGAUGUUUGCAGGUCUGCGUGGGGCGAUGACCUUUGCCCUUUCUAUCCGAGACACAGCGACUUACGCCCGUCAGAUGAUGUUUUCAACCACCCUACUGAUAGUUUUCUUCACCGUCUGGAUCUGUGGAGGUGGCACCAUGCCCAUGCUGUCCUUUAUGAGCAUACCGGUGGGUGUGGACUCUGAUCAAGAAAACUCUAGUUCAGCUGUGUUGGAUGGGUCACAGCGGAGGAACACCAAACACGAGAGCGCCUGGCCAUUCAGGAUCUGGUAUAACUUUGACCGCAACUACCUGAAACCCCUGCUGACCCACAGUGGCCCUCCUCUCACUGCUACUCUGCCUGCCUGUUGUGGACCACUGGCACGAUGCCUCACCAGCCCACAGGCCUAUGAGAACGAAGGCCAGCUCCACGACGACGACUCCGACUUCAUCCUGAACGACGCCAGCGUGAGCUCCAUGUACGCAGACGUCACCGUCAGCACGGACGCAUCCGGAUCGCGCACCGUCAACCCCAAGCGCUCCUCCGCCGCCAGCACCGGGGGAGGCCCGUUCGACGAAGGUCUGGAUCACGAGCUGGCCACAGCGGAACACGAAGUGGCGAUCCGGGGCACUCGCCUGGUCCUGCCCAUGGACGACCCCGUGGAGCCCCCGACCACCGUCACCCUGCCGCCGCCGCCAUCCCCGCCGCGCUCCGAACCUCGCAGGCACAGACUGUGAGAAAGAUCGCACCGUCAGGAUGCGGUUCGUUGUUUUCAGCUACAAAAAUCACACACGAUCCGAAGUUGAUGUUUCAAGCAAAAGGAAUCUUUUAUUUAACGUGUUUUUGAUCAAAACAACAAACUGCUUGUGUUGUAUGAGUCCUAUUUACGUCUCAUGUUAAGGGGACCACUUCUCUGUCUAACAUGCAGUUUUAAAAUUGUUUCUGCUUUCACAAACUUGAGAUGUGAUUGAAUUAACCCCCCCCUGUUGGGGUGGACUAUUGUAACUUUGAAUGUGAAUGCACUACAUAGAAGUUGAGGUACUUCAAGUCAUGAACAUCUCAAGUUUAGAUGUUACUUAGAAUCAUAUGAGAUGCACAUUUAGCCACUACAAAGGAGGCUAAGAGUGGGGCUGUCGUCUUCUCUCCUACGUUUGUACUACUGUGGUGAUAUGCCAGUGCUCUUUAAAAGCCCCAGGUCUUGCAAGGUGCGUGGGUCGACCCAUAAGACAGCUGUAUAUGCAGUUUACCUUUCUCUCUGUGGUGGUGAAGUUCCUACUGGUGACAGUUUCUGUAUUUGUCCAGCUUCCUUCAGGUACUGAAGAUCACAAUCACCCCGAACACUCCGCUCUUGUAACACUCAGUGCUGUUUAGGAGCAUUUACGCUACAUUUACGUGACUAACUUCACUAACAUAGAUUGCUAUCUUUCUCUCCAUCCCCAUUUGUUUGCCUCCCUCUCAGAGUUCAUUAGUGCAGGAGGUUCAAGGAGGGCUUGUGAUUAUCAAAGGAGGGAGCAAACGGACAGACGGUGACAUUUACUGUGGGAGUGGUAUACAUAUAAGAUUAUCGGUAGAUACUGAUAGGUCAAAAGAACAACACCAUAAAAACUCACAGCGCGCGGGAGCCAGUCUACACUGAUUUUAGCACUGCCCCACCCCUUCUCAGUCUUUUUACUCAUUGAUUUAUUUAUUAAACAAAAAAAAAAAGAGAAAAGAUUUAUUUAUGCAAUGAUUUCUUUCGUUUAUUUAUUAUUUAUUUAUUGUCGUGUAGUGUGGCGUUCAUGACUGCGCAGUGGUGAAAGAGUGUUGUUGUUUUUCAUCAAGAAGAACAAAGCACUAUGAAUUUUUCCCCACAAGGUACAUUGUACAGUCAGAAAGUCACAGUGGAGGUGGAUAUUCAUUCAAGGAGUUUGUGUGCAUGUUCAAAAAAACAAAAACAAAACAAAUAUCUCCUUCCCGUACUGUAGCAGAUGCUUCUACUUUACAGUUGGAAACUAGAGCUUCCCUGUGUGUAUUUUACUGUAACUGUAAGUAUGUAUGUGUGUGUGUGUGUGUGUGUGUGUGUGUGGCUGAUCUGGCCAUAAUGUGGUUAUUAGGGCUAAUGUUUGUUUCCAGGUUUUCUGCCACCAUCUGGUUGAAUCUUCUUUCUUAAAAAAAAAAACAACCUAAAAGUAACUGCCGUGUCUUUGUGAUGUCCUAUCAUCAAAGAUAACUGAGGGCUGGCUGAACUGUUUUGAAUUAAAGUGCCUAUUCAGAAACUCGACUACUUAAUGUAGAUUUGUACAUAUUUUGAUUUGCUAAUGUGCAGUAAGACAUCUUUUUGGUUUUUAUAUGACUUUAAACCUUUUCAGUGAUGUUGAAUCUUUCCCAGUGCUCCCACUAUAAAUAGGCCACGAGGUGACUGCUUGUGGUGUAACUAUCUGUGCAUUCAGUGGUGGAGAACCCAAAAGAGUGCAAACUUUAAAUAUUGUGCAUCAUAGAAAACAACACUAAACAGUUUGUGAGCAGUGUACUUCUACUUUAUCAAAAGGUAUAUGUGUAAUAUUUCAAAAUAAAAUAAUACUUAGGAGCUGAAUAUCAAUUUGAGAGUCGAGGAAAAGGUACCAGGAGGAUGUCUCUGACGUUUUACUGAUUCUGUGUUGUGCACUUUUUUUUGGAAACUGACCUCAGUGAGAGAUACUUUGCACUUAGAUAUCUCCUUUGUUAACUGAGACCCUUGUUUGUCUUGAUUUCUGCUGAGCAGGCCUGUCUAAUACAGUAAUUUUUAUGACUGAGUUGAAAGUUACUUUCUGGUCAACAAUGAUAUCAUCAUAUAUGAAAAUGUUUUUAAUUGUGUCAAGCUGCACAUGUGUUGUCUUUUUGAUCUUUAAGCAGUAUUCUUAAUAUGAGGGUUGAGGGUUUUUUUUUUUUUGUUUUUUUUUUUGCAUAUUCAUCCAGAGAUGUGGACAUGCAUCUGUGUCCUUUGAUUUUCCAUUUCUGGAUUAAUUGUAUUUGAACAAUGAAACCAAACCCAUACUUCUAUUUCUAUGAGAAUUCUGAAGAAACUGUUGUAAUCUUAUAAUAGCAACCACAUCUAACACUAAAGAUCUGAAAAUGUUUCAUGAUGUUUCUGCCGUUUGUGGAAACUGUAUUUGUGAAAAGUACACCUGCAAUAGGUCCGUAAGUGAAUGUUUUUAAAAUGUUGAAGGGGGAAAUAAUCUCUGAUGAUAUCGAUUUUUUUGUUUGUUUUUCCCCUGUGUAGUUCUGAAGUUUAACAGUGUGUCUUCAGUCUGACAUCUUGCGAGUGUACUGAAAGAAAAAAUAAAAACACCUUUUGAAAUUGA